AUGGGCCUCGCUUGCAGCAAGAGCGCUUUCAUCGACGCUACUAUCCCCGUCCGCGCCGGCGGCAAUCUCAAGAAGAACAAGGGCGAAUACCGGAGUGUGAGCACGCCACCCCGCCCACCCCGGGUUCCACCACGGAGCAAGAAGCCACGAUUUUCCUUUCCGUCGGGCUGCAGCAGCAGCAGCAGCGGGCACACCACAAGGCUGAACAGCGACGGCCUACAAAGUCACAGCGUCAGCGGGGGCGUCGAGAAUGAUGCCGUUUCGGGCACCCUGGACGUGGCGUCCGUACGGGAUCAGGGCAUCGUGGUGCUAGUGAGAAUCAGGCCGGUGUCGCGGUCCGAGCAAGGGCAGCGAUGCUGUCUUCAGGUUCAGGGGCCGACACAGCUGCACGUCCCGGCCAGCAAGACCACCGCGUCGGAAAAGACUUGUACCUUCGACGCCGUCCUGCCGCACACGACCACCCAAGAAGAGGUGUAUCGGGUGGCCGGGCCGAAGCUGAUCCAGAACCUUCUCCAGGGUUUCAAUGCUACCAUGAUAGCGUACGGCCAGACGGGGUCUGGGAAGACGUUCACGAUGGAGGGGUCUGACCAGGAGCCCGGCGUGAUCCCUCGACUGUGCAAAGGGCUGUUCGAGGCGAUAAGUGCACUGGGUACCGAGAAGGACGUGACGGUGGUGGCAUCGUACGUCGAGCGCCCCACUCAUCCUACUCCCCUUUCCCUCGGGCAACGUUUCAUCAACUAUCGGGGUCUGUACGCCAAACACAAACACGGUUGCGGCGGCGGCGGCGAUGUGUUCCACCGCGGCGUUACUUUCGACGACGACGACGACGUUACGAAGAUCUACAACGAGAACGUCGUAGACCUCCUCACCGACCCAUCCGCAAGAAUUAAUUCGGCUGACAGUCCCGUGAAGAAGAAGACGUCUCCCAGAGCCAGGCAGGGGUCUAACUCGGUGUCCCCUACGGUGUCGCCGCCGGCGGGGGGCGGCGGCGGCGGCGGCGGCGGAGUGUUUUCGGAAGGGAAGGGCAAGCCCACGAUUCGCGAGAACAAGGACGGAGUUUACGUCGAGAACGUCACGGAGGAGAAGGUGCAAAGCGAGGCCGCCGUGCUGGGUCUGCUGGCUAGGGGCUCCACCGUACGGAGCAAAGGAGAGACCCAGAUGAACGCUGCGUCCAGCCGUUCCCACGCGGUCCUGACACUCUCCAUCAUCCAAUCCGUGCUCAACGACGACGACGACGGGGGCGGCGGCGGCGGCGGCGGAGAAGAAGCGGCGGCAGACUUAGGAACCAUUCGCUCCAAGAUUAGUCUCGUGGAUUUGGCCGGGUCGGAGAGGGCCAAGUCCACCGGGGCGGCCGGCCAAAGACUCAAGGAAGGCGCUCAGAUCAACAAGAGCCUCAGUGCUCUAGGAAACGUGAUCAAGGCGCUCACUUCAUCGGGGGGUACCACGCACGUGCCGUACAGAGACAGCAAGCUCACGAGGUUACUCCAGGAUUCCCUCGGGGGAACCGCCUACACCGUGGUGUGCUGCAACGUGAGUCCCAUCGAGGCCAGCGAGCCGGAGACGCUGAGCACUCUCCGCUUCGCCGAGCGGCUCAAGAAGGUAAAGAACAAGAUGGUCGUUCACAUGGACGCCCGUUCCAGAGAGAUCCUGUCCCUCAAGCGCGAGAACGCCGACCUCCGCGCGAAGGUCGAACAGCUGGAACGGAUGAUGGUGAUAAACGGCGGGGGGGCUGGGGCUGGUCCCCGUUCGUGGAACGGUUCUGGGAACGGUGCUCCAAGCACGAGCCCCACAAACACAAGCACAGCGACGCCCCCGCCAGCUAGCAGCGGAAAAAUCAAUGGGUCGAGACAAUGUUCGCCAGUCAAUGGCCGCAAAGUCCCCCCCCCCGUACCACCGCGUCCUGUGACGUAG
Molecule: messenger RNA, 1911 nt
Organism: Ectocarpus siliculosus
Lineage: Eukaryota; Phaeophyceae; Ectocarpales; Ectocarpaceae
Source: the annotation of a GenBank genome assembly